Messenger RNA from Dentiscutata erythropus, 966 nucleotides. Lineage: Eukaryota; Fungi; Glomeromycota; Glomeromycetes; Diversisporales; Gigasporaceae. The record is from the annotation of a GenBank genome assembly.
AUGCCACGUCAAAGAGGUGAAUUUUGGAAUGGAUUUACAAAAAUAAUCAAAGAUGAGCAAGAAAGAUAUGAAUGUAAAAAAUGUAAUAAAUCUUGGGUCAAAAAUGAAUCACGAAUGUUACAGCAUUACAAUUUAUGUUUUUUAAAUAAGAUAGAAGAAUCAUCAACAUCUAUAUCUAAUACACAAGUCAAUAAAAUUACUCAAGACGAACAGGAAGAAUUAGCAAGUUUAUUAGUACGUGGAAUUUAUUCUAGUAGUGUUUCUUUUAACAUAGUAGAAAAUGAUGAUAUUAAAGCAUUUUUUAAAAAAGCAUCAAUACUUCGUUGGCUUCAAAUUGAAAAAUAUAGACAUUUUAUUUUAUUAGUAUCAACAGUCAGUACACGGUGGGGAUUAGCAUUUUAUUGUUUGGACUAUUUAUUACAAACAAAAAAUGCAAUUCGUUCUAUAUUAGUUGAAGACAAUAUAGAAAUUAAUUAUAAUAUUAAACUCCUUAUUAUGGAUGAUCAGUUUUGGCAAGAUCUAAAAAUUCUUCAUGAUUUUUUAGAACCUUUUGUUUGUUUAAUUAAUGAGCUUGAAGGAGAUUCACCACUUUUAUCAGUUGCAUUUUUCAAAUUACGACAGUUAGAAAUAUCUAUAUGCAAUAAUACUUGUGUUUCAAAUACAAUUAUUGUAGAAAAUUCAAACAAAUGGGACUCAAUAAUUGAAAGUGAAUUAAUGCACCUUGCUGGACUGGAAAAUCAAAUUCAAGUUUUAGAAGAGUUUGCUAAAUAUGUUGGAAAAAUAAAUGAAUUAAAACAAAAAGGUUAUUUGAUCGGGAAUGAUUCUAUUUUAGAAUCAAACAAACUGGAAUUAAUAGAUGAUGAUAAUAUUAACUUAGAGUUAGACGAAAUAGAAUUAAUGGAAGAAAAUAAUUUAGACUUAGAUUCUUUUUUAUAUAAAUAUGGUUUAUCUGAUAUAAAUGAGUAG